AUGGCGCCUCGCGACCAAAGUCCACGCUCAAGCGAUCACCGCCGCCCAUACUCAGAUCGUCGCGAUCACAAUCAAAGAGACACACGCGACUCACGACCACGCCGCGACCGCAGCAACUCACGCGACCGCGCUCCUCACUCUUCGCGCGGCGGCGCCCGCAGCGGCAACACUUCCUACAGACACUCAGACCGCGACGCCAGACCAGCCCGCUCACGCUCACCCGAGCGCUUAUCACAUGCCGGCUACAACAGCUCUGCCCGCCAGCGAUCUCCGCCUCGUGCCCCUCGUGGUGCGCCCAACGGCCGCGAUUACCGCAAGCCGAACGGCAAGGCAGAAGAGGCUCCCGCGCCGAUAGACCCUGAUGAGGACGAGGAGACGGCGAUGAAGAGACUGAUGGGUUUCAGCGGUUUCAGAAGCACCAAAAACACAAAAGUGCCCGGCAAUGACAAGCUGUAUGGAGUGAGGAAGGAUAAGAAGACCGAGUACAGACAGUACAUGAACCGUGUUGGCGGAUUCAACAGGCCACUCAGUCCUACGAGAAUGUGA
Aureobasidium melanogenum CBS 110374 is the source of this 546-nucleotide messenger RNA. RefSeq lists its product as uncharacterized. The record is from RefSeq and is a predicted model, not a curated record. The coding region runs from base 1 to 546 and encodes 181 amino acids. The transcript has a single exon. Gene Ontology annotation, cellular component: precatalytic spliceosome. NCBI's taxonomy places the organism in Eukaryota, Fungi, Ascomycota, Dothideomycetes, Dothideales, Saccotheciaceae. Gene Ontology annotation, biological process: RNA splicing.